AUGGAGUCUCAGUCAAACAGACACAUCUACCAGCCGGUACAGCCACAGUCCUAUGGGGUACCUCAAUCCAGUGACCCAGCAAAUCUACAACAAGAGAAAGGUGCAAGCUACACAUACAACCCUGUCUAUGAGUAUUCCACUACAGACAACACGACCAGCAAGCAACAACACUUCUCAGGUUGGUGGGUUGGUUCUACCAUCUUCUCUGUCUUAACUCUACUUGUACUUGUCAGCAAUAUCGCGAUAUCCGUCUACUGUGUACGGCGGUACGGCGGGAGCACAACAGCGAACUUCAAGCCCGUGUUUGUAGGAAGCUGUGCUAGAACAAAAGCACUCAACAUUGGAGUACAUCUAGUAAUCAAUGUGCUGAGUUCGGUUAUGCUCACGGGCAGUAAUUUUGCUAUGCAGGUGCUCACUGCACCAACUCGAAAGCAAAUCGACAAUGCUCACGCACAGAAAAUAUGGCUUGAUAUCGGAGUUCCGAGCGUUAGAAACCUGAGGUCCAUGGGGCAUGGAAGAAGAGCAUUGUGGGCUUUGAUUUUACUGACGUCUGCUCCGUUACAUUUGGUGCAAGCGUACGAAGCAGCCCUUGUAACUGAAGAUUUUCUGAACGGGGCCCCGUUCGAUGCAGGUUACACGGAGCCUAAUUCUUGGGACUCUGACCAAAGACGUCUUUUUGGUGAAAUACAAAACAAUGCGUCGACCUAUCAGCGAUUGGAACCUCUAGACUGUCUAAAAGCUUACAACAAAAAAGCCGUCACCGAUCGAAAAACUGUUCUAGUUGUUACUUCUAGCGAGCGACCUUACCUCGGGGAAUACUCCUCCUUUGGGUUGCAAAACACUACUCUCAAUGACGGCAGCCCGAACCCCGUCUACGCGACAGCAGAUUUUGUAGGGAAUGAGGUUGCUGGAAAUACGUGGGAUUGGUUAUGUGCGGAGACGGCGAGUUCUAACAUCCCAUGCGAUUUGACAGAUGUGCUCAGUGGCCGGGAAGAGUGGAGUCCAUUCGCCUCCGGUAUCACGGUAGACUAUUGCCUGAGUGAUCACGUCGGCGAAAGUUGCACUCUAGAUUUUUCACUCGGGCUCAUGGCUGUAGUCUGCAUAUGCAAUGUUGUCAAGUUCGUUUGCAUGUUUCUCCUUUGCGUCAUGCGGUCCCAUUCGCCGUUGCUGAACAUAGGAGAUGCAGUGUCAUCGUUUCUGGAUGUCGCAGACCCUGCUACCACUGGAAUGUGUCUUGCUGGAAAGAAGGAAAUCAAUCGGUUCUGGAGCAAGAGAGGAUACGCUAGGCCUGAUACUUCUCUUCCUUGGACGUCCCCGUCUCCACGCUGGUUUAAAGCGUGUAGCGCAUGGAGAUGGGCUGUCUUCAUUCUCUCAUCAACAAUUUCGAUUGCCGUUUCAAUCUGUUUACUAUCCAUCGGCCUCAACGAUGAUCGCGUUUCCUACCACAAACAAGGGUGGAGUGGGACUGUUCAGCAAGAUCCCUGGUGGAAGUCUGGUUUUGGCGUCGCCAAUAUCGAUGAAGGCUCCCGAUAUGCGAUAACAUACGGGCAUGAGCUUUACCAACCUGAUCGACUAGUCGCAAACAUUCUUCUGGCUAACUUGCCUCAGCUCGUCAUCCCCUUUUUGUUUUUAGCAUACAACAGCAUCCUGACUUCUAUGCUCAUGGCGAAAGAGUGGUCCGAGUUUGGAUAUAAACGCAAAUCUUUGCGCGUAACUGCACCAUCUGGCCAACAACGCUCCACUUACUUCCUUUCACUACCCUACCGCUACGCUCUUCCACUUCUGUCUGCAUCGAUACUACUCCAUUGGCUGACAUCACAAGCUGUCUUCCUUGAUCGUCGCAUAGUGGAGUCGGUGUGGUGGGAUUCUGUGUACGACGACAAUACGGUCGGGAGCGUGGCUACGGUCGGCUACUCGCCUCUGGCUGUCUUGCUUUGUUUGGUAGUUGGGCUUCUCAUGGUGAUGGCACUUGUCGCUUUGGGAUUUCGAAGGUACCAGCCUGGAAUCCCUCUUGCUGGUAGUUGCAGUGCUUCUAUCAGUGCGAUGUGUCAUCCGCUUCCUGGUGAGUCUGAAGCUGCUACACAAACAUUGCUUUGGGGAGUCGUAUCGACAAAUGGGUACGGGCUGGGUCACUGCGCGUUCUCCAGUCGCGAUGUGUGGGCGCCGCAACCUGGAACCCAGUAUGCUGGGUUGUGA
Molecule: messenger RNA, 2196 nt
Organism: Dothidotthia symphoricarpi CBS 119687
Lineage: Eukaryota; Fungi; Ascomycota; Dothideomycetes; Pleosporales; Dothidotthiaceae
Exons: 5
Coding region: 1-2196 (731 amino acids)
Source: RefSeq, a predicted model, not a curated record